AUGUUCUCGCAGUGCCCCGCGUCAUCUCAGCAGCCGGUCGACGGCGUCCUCGACCCGGACGAGCUGCCCUACGACGACCCGACCGGGCUCUGCGGCAUCCACAGCGCCGCGGCGCUGACGAGCCUCCUGCAGCUGCUGUUCAGCUCGGCGGCGCUGCGCUUCUUCCAGACGGCGGUGACCUUCGGCGCCCUCACGCCCGCCGGGCUCUUCGUGCCGUCCCUGUUCGUGGGCGGCUGCAUAGGCCGGGCUUUCGGCGCGGUCCUGCAGUUCGCGGGCGCCACGUCGGGGCGUGGCGUCGUGGAGCCCGGCAUCUACGCCAUGGUCGGCGCCGGGGCCGUCCUGGCGGGCGUGUCGCGGAUCACACUCUCGCUG
Molecule: messenger RNA, 372 nt
Organism: Prorocentrum cordatum
Lineage: Eukaryota; Dinophyceae; Prorocentrales; Prorocentraceae
Source: the annotation of a GenBank genome assembly